Pangasianodon hypophthalmus (striped catfish) is the source of this 10139-nucleotide messenger RNA. RefSeq names its product RAN binding protein 2 (gene ranbp2). Gene Ontology annotation, biological process: NLS-bearing protein import into nucleus; protein folding; protein peptidyl-prolyl isomerization. The transcript is spliced from 29 exons. Gene Ontology annotation, cellular component: nuclear pore; cytoplasm. The record is from RefSeq and is a predicted model, not a curated record. The coding region runs from base 153 to 9554 and encodes 3133 amino acids. Gene Ontology annotation, molecular function: peptidyl-prolyl cis-trans isomerase activity; GTPase activator activity; protein binding. Lineage: Eukaryota; Metazoa; Chordata; Actinopteri; Siluriformes; Pangasiidae.
CGACUCCACAUCUCGCGAUAAGUGCCCUCUGUGAGGCGCCUUGCGUUAUCUAUCAGCGGGAAGUAAAUGUAGAAGUUAAUGUUAAUUCUUGGAAUAAGUGCUGCGUUGAGAUUAUCACGAUCUUAUAAUACGGUGGCGCUUCUUUCUCAGCCAUGAGGCGAAGUAAGGCGGACGUUGAACGCUACAUUUCUUCAGUAGAGAGCCUCUCUCCUUCUCAAAAAGAGAAACCGGUGAAAGGAUUUUUAUUUGCAAAAUUAUAUUUUGAGGCCAAGGAGUAUGAACUUGCCAAAAGACAUGUAUCAGCAUAUUUAACAGUUCAGGUCAGGGAUCCCAAAGCACAUCGAUUCCUUGGUCAACUUUAUGAACUCGAAGGUGAAAUUGAAAAAGCUGUUGGAUGUUACAAGCGCUCGGUGGAUCUGAACCCAGCCCAGCGUGACCUGGUUCUGAAAGUAGCUGAGCUGCUGUGCAGUAAGCCGGAGCUGGACAGCAGGGCAGAAUUCUGGGUGGAGAAGGCUGCCAAGCUUUUGCCGGGUCACCCUGCAGUCUUCGACCUAAGGGAGAAACUGCUGAGUGCGCAGGGGCAGCAAGGCUGGAAUCAGCUUUAUGACCUGCUGCAGUCUGAGCUCCAGCUGCGCCCUUCUGAUGCCCACGUCAACCGCAGACUUGUGCAGCUCUACUGCUUGGAUGGACGGUUGGAAGAAGCAGCUAAGCACUGCCUGGCUGUGGAAAGCACUGGUGUCUUAAGACACAGCCUAGACUGGUACACUGCUGUUGUCCACACACUUCAGGAAUACGUGGCUCAACCAAGUGUAUCUUCUAAUGAGAAGGCAUGUCGCAAGUUCCAAAAGGAGCUCUUGCUGGCUCACUGUAAUCUGCUGAGGCUCACACUUGCUGAAAAAGAUUGCAGGGAAAGCGUGAAUGCACUUCAGACUUUUGACCGUGCUAUGCAGUGUUUAAAGAACACUGCCUCUAAAGCUAUGGAUGAGCUCCUGGAGGUGUUCACAGAAAUGAGAGCUCAUCUGUAUCUUCAUGCUGGGACCCUGCUGCUGAAGAUGGCCAUGGAAAAAGAACAGCAGUGGAGAGCAGUUGUUGAUUUAGCAGCCCUCUGUUACCUUCUGGCUUAUCAGGUUCCAAGACCAAAGACAAAGUCUGAGAAAGGUGAACGUUCAUCACCAAAACCUCUAGAGUCAUUAGCCUGUUAUCGUCAGAGCCAAGCAGGCCACAUGCUGCUGAAUCUAAACCAGGAGAUGGAGCACUUUGUGAAGGAGGUGGUGGAGGUGUUUGGGAACAGAAGUGGGCAGGACACAUUGUUUGAGACGCUUUUCAGUACACAAGCCCCUGUGGAUCUCUCGUUCAUUGGAAAUGACAACAUCUCCAACAUCAGCACGCAGUCACCGGACAUACAAGAGCUGGCUAAGUGGGACAGUGGUUCCAUCUUGCACUGUGGGGAUUUACAACACCUGACAUGGCUGGGAUUGCAAUGGUCAAUGAUGGGCCAGAGACCUGCAGUGAAAGACUGGCUUAAGCAGCUCUUUCCUCGUCUCACUCUGGAGACAUUCAAACUGGACACCAACACUCCAGAGUCAAUCUGUCUGCUUGACCUUGAGGUGUUUCUAUGUGGUGUGGUAUUCACAAGUCACACUCAGCUGCAAGAAACGGCAAAGAUUUCUGCUACUUCGCAGCUGCAUGAGCCAAGAUGUUUACCUUUGCAACUUAUGAAACGCUUGUACUCAGAGAGACAGAGAGAGUGGUGGGAUGCAGUCUAUAGCCUCAUUCAUAAAAAAGCAGUACCCAAUACAUCUGCUAAACUGCGAAUGAUUGUCCAACAUGGACUGAACACACUGCGAGCAAGAGAGAAACAUGGUCUUCAGCCUGUGCUGCUUAUCCACUGGGCCAAACAUCUCAGUAUAAUGGGUGAUGGUGUUAACUCCUACUAUGACCAGAAAGAAUAUGUUGGCCGUAGUGUGCACUACUGGAAUGUUGUGCUCCCCUUGCUUGAGAAAAUUGAGAAGAGACGUAGCAUUCCUGAACCUCUCGAUCCAUUAUUCAUGCAUUUUGUUAGUAAGGACAUACAGGUUUCUGAAAUUAAAGGCUAUGAAGAGGAGGCUAUGAUAGCAUUCGCUACUCUUCUUGACAUUGAGGGCAAAACUGAUCAGGCUAUCUUGAAGCUUGAGAAGCUCAACUGCAUCUCUUCCCACUGGCAUCUUGCUCGGAUCUAUCAGAGACUCUCUGAGGAGGCAGGAAAUGGAGUUGAGGAAACUCAAGACAUGUGCAUCAACUUUCUCCAGCAGUUCAGGAAGUACUUAUCAAAGGUCUACCAUGCCGGUGCAGAUGACGUGGAGAAGCUGCCUGUGUCAAUGGAGGAAAUUAUGGACUUGCUCAAUGAUGUCAAUCAGCAGCUUGGAGAGAGUGGAGAGGCUGUGGAUGGAGUUCAUGAAGGACAUCCAAUGACUUCAAGCCCACGAUCACUCACAGAACCAGCUGUGGCUGCUUCUCAUAAAUUCUCCUCUCCAGCCAAAAGUGUACUCUCUCCCUCCAAGAGAUCAGUGUUUUCUCCCAAAACACCCCCUCACUGGGUGGAGGAUCAGAAGUCACUUUUGCAGAUGCUCUGUCAACAAGUCGAGGCCUUGAAGAAUGAGGUUCAUGAUCUGAGGCACAAUUCAUCUGGAUCAACAGAGUCCCCAUUUCACAGAGUGUAUGGAGGGAAUUACGCAGCAGAUGCAUUUCAGGAACCCUUUUCAGCGACGCAGUCAUUCCAUGGAGUGCCACUUACUGUUGCCACUACAGGUCCUUCAGUAUACUACAACCAGUCCCCUGCAUACAAUUCACAGUACCUUCUUCGAACUGCUGCUAAUGUAACACCAUCCAAGGCACCUGUCUAUGGAAUGAAUCGUCUCCCUCAGCCGCAUAUGUAUGCCUACCAGCAACCAACACACACACCCCCUCUUCAAACAGCAGCAUGCAUGUACCCUCAAGAUCAGGUUUUUGGUACCUCUAUCAGGUUUGAGUCACCAGCUACAAGCUUGCUGUCCCCUUACAAUGAAGAAUACUGCAGUCAUAAUGUUUCUCAACCAUCUACCAAUCCAACGUUGCCAGAGCCUGGGUACUUCACUAAGCCACCUGUAAUACCUGCCCAGUCCUUUAAGAGCAGUGAAGGCAAGUCAGUGGACUUAAAGAUGAGCUUUGGCCAGCAAAUUCCAGUUGAAACUUCUAAGGUUGGGUCUGGAAUGGCCUCCCAAACGACUCCAACAGCAGCUGCUUUCAAGUUCAAUUCAAAUUUCAAAUCUAAUGAUGGUGACUUUACUUUCUCAUCUGCAGAGGUGAAAAAUAACAGUGAAAGUCUUUUGGGGCUUCUGACUUCAGAUAUUCCUCCCAGAACCGAAGGCCACUCGGCCCUAAAGUCUCAGUCGCAAGACCCAACACACAGCCAUAGUGGGGUCUUUACAUUUGGGAGUAAAAAUGCUUUAGGGUUUUCAUUUGUUGAUGGGGCACAGGGUAAAACAACUCUUUUUGGAAAAUCUGACCAAGCAUUUGGCUUUACAAAUAUGACCAAGCCAGUGACUGGGGAGGUAAGCGAUGAGAAAUGUGUUGAAAGUGAUGACAGCACCCAUGUUGAAGAGGAUGAGGAUGGUCCGCAUUUUGAACCCAUUGUUCCUCUGCCCAAUAAGAUUGAUGUAAAAACUGGGGAGGAGGAGGAAGAAGAAAUGUUCUGCAACAGAGCAAAAUUGUUCCGUUUUGAGGCAGAAACAAAAGAAUGGAAAGAAAGAGGCAUUGGAUCUAUCAAAAUCCUAAAGCACAAAACAUCAGGUAAAUAUCGAUUGUUGAUGAGAAGAGAACAAGUUUUGAAAAUAUGUGCGAAUCACUACAUCACUGCAGACAUGGUUCUGAAACCAAAUGCUGGGUCUGAUAAAUCAUGGGUAUGGUAUGCUAUGGACUAUGCUGAUGAAAUGCCGAAGACAGAACAGCUGGCUAUUCGUUUUAAGACUGCAGAUGAAGCAGCUUUAUUCAAACAAAAAUUUGAGGAAGCUCAGAGAGCUAUUGUUAAACAUCCAAAAAUGCAAGGUCAACUGAAGGAAAAUGACUCCAAGUCUUCUAGCUUUGAGGAAUCUAGCAAAAAUAUUGAUCUGAAGACCCUUUUUGCAAAGAAGGAAGGUGAAUGGGAUUGUAAUGUCUGCGCUGUAAGAAAUGACUCCUCAUCUAAGGAAUGUGUUGCUUGUAGCAGUCCGAAUCCUUGUGGUGAUUCAAAACCUGAAACUAAACCAGCUGAGGGAUUUAAAAGCGCUCCUGCUCCCCCCUCAACAGGAGCCUUUACUUUUGGACUUGGUGGAAGUUCUAAGGAUGCCAGUGAUGCCAGCUUCAAGGCAUUUGGAUCCCAAAUUCCCUUUUCCUUUAAAUUUGGAACACAGCCAUCUGUUACUCCAUCCAGUCAGCGUGACGCAAAGUCUGGUGAAUUGGAAGCGUCAGCAGAUCAUUCUAUAUCGGAGCAAAGUUCAAACACCUCUGUCCAAAAAUUCAGUAGCUCUUCAAGUAUUCCGCCAAGUUUUUCGUUUGGUUCUGGAUUUGGCUCUCAGUUUGUUAAGCAGCCAGGACAGUGGGAUUGUUCCACAUGUGCAGUGAGGAAUGAGGCUUCUGCAAGCAUUUGUGUUGCAUGUCAAACCUUAAAUUCUUCAUCCAAAACCACUGCUGCUUCAGAAACUAAAAAACAGUCUAUGAGUUUGCAAAUUCCAAGUCAGUUGAAGGAAAAUGACUCAAAGCCUUCUACCUUUGUGGAUUCUAAUAAAAAUAUAGAUCUGAAAACCCUUUUUGCUAAGAAGGAAGGUGAAUGGGAUUGUAAUGUCUGCGCUGUAAGAAAUGACUCCUCAUCUAAAGAAUGUGUUGCUUGUAGCAGCCCCAAUCCUUGUGGUGAUUCAAAACCUGAAACUAAACCAGCUGGGGGAUUUAAAAGUGCUCAUGCUCCUACUUCCUCAACAGGAACGUUUACUUUUGGACUUGGUGGAAGUUCCAAGGAUGCCAGUGAGGAUGCCAGCCUCAAGGCAUUUGGAUCCCAAAUUCCCUUUUCCUUUAAAUUUGGAACACAGCCAUCUAGUCAGGGUGAUGCAAAAUUGCAGCAAAGUUCGAAUUCCUCUAUCCAAAAAGUCAGCAGCUCUUCAAGUAUUCCAUCAAGUUUUUCAUUUGGGUCUGGAUUUGGCUCUCAGUUUUGUAAGAAACCAGGACAGUGGGAUUGUUCCACAUGUGCAGUGAGGAAUGAGGCUUCUGCAAGCACUUGUGUUGCAUGUCAGACCAAAACCACUACUCCUCCAGAAUCUACCAAACAGCCUGCAAGCUCUGUCUGCUCAUUUGGAUCUGGACUCGAUAGGUUUGUCAAAAAAGCAGGUCAGUGGGAUUGUGAUACCUGCCUAGUCAGGAAUGAGGCAGCUGCAGAAAGCUGUAUUUCUUGUAAUGCUCCAUGUAGCAGCAGAAAAAAUGAAGCACAAUGGGAUUGUGAUACCUGUCUAGUUAGAAAUGAAGGAACAUCUAGUCAUUGUGUGGCCUGCCAGAAACCUAAGCCAAAUGCAGACAGCACUAAGGCUGUACCAGCACCCUCCUCCUUUAGCUUUAGUACUGAUAGUGAAGCUAACCUUCCUGCAAGUGCACCAACAACUCAAGUUGAAACAUCUUCAGGCAGUUCAAAAUUCUCUUUUUCAGUGCCAGGGUUAACCAGUGGAUUCAAAUUUGGUCUUAAGGGGUCUGAAUCAAAGCCAGCCAACAGUGGAUCUGCCUCAGUAUUUCUGAAAAAUAUUGCUGAACAACACAGAGAAGAAGAAAAAGAGGUCUCCUCCUCAUCUGUCCAGUCAGUGAGUAAUACUAGCAAUGAUGACUGUCUGCUGAUUACAGGGAAGCAGAAUGCAUUCAGUUUUGCAGACUUGGCAAAGUCUUCACAAGGUAACUUUCAAUUUGGCCAGAAAGAUCCCAGUUUUAAAGGCUUUGCAGGGGCUGGUGAGCAACUUUUUACCUCCUUUCUGCAAAGCCAAAAAGCAGAUACCUCUGUUGAUCAAGAAGAGGAAGAUAUGUAUAAAACUGAAGAAAAUGAUGAUAUUCAGUUUGAACCUGUUGUUAAGAUGCCUGAGAAAGUUGACCUUGUUACGGGAGAAGAGGAUGAGGAAUGUCUGUACACAAUACGUGUUAAGCUUUUCAGGUUUGAUAACGAAACUCAUCAGUGGAAAGAACGGGGAGUUGGAAACCUAAAACUUCUUAAAAAUAAUCAAAAUGGGAGGCUUAGAGUUCUAAUGAGACGAGAGCAAGUGCUGAAGGUGUGUGCUAAUCACUGGAUCACUACUACAAUGAAUCUAAAGCCCCUUUCUGGCUCAGAUCGUGCCUGGGUAUGGCUCGCAAAUGACUUCUCAGAUGGAGAUCCCAAGUUAGAACAGUUGGCUGCCAAGUUUAAAACGCCAGAACUUGCAGAAGAGUUUAAGCAAAAGUUUGAGGAGUGUCAACGACUCCUUUUGGACAUUCCUCUACAGACCCCUCAUAAGCUGGCUAAUUCAGACCGAACAGCAAAUCUUAUACAGAAAGCUGAGGAAAUGAAAUCUGGUCUUAAGGACCUCAAGUCAUUCUUGACUUACGAUGGAAUGAAAGGCAAGCAGGAGGAAAGCAAUGUUACAGCAGCAAAUGAUAUCUCGGCACUCAUUAUCAAACCCCACAAUGAGAGCACUGGACCCACCUUGGAAUGGGAUAAUUACGAUUUGCAAGAUGAUGUUCAUGAUGAAACUGCUGACACGUCUGUAUAUGCUUCUCCACUAGCUAGCAGCCCACUACAGAAAAAUUUGUUCCGUUUUGGUGAAUCAUCUACUGGGUUUAGUUUCAACUUCCAGCCUAUUCUUAGUCCCUCAAAAUCCCCGGCUAAGCUGAAUCAGAGUGGGACAUCUGUUGGAACAGACGAUGAGCAAGAAUUUAAUCAAGAAGAGGAAAGAGAUGGCCAGUACUUUGAACCAGUCGUUCCAAUGCCUGAUGUGGUUGAGCUGUUAAAUGGAGAAGAGAAUGAACAGGUAGUGUUCAGUCACCGAGCAAAGCUGUAUCGCUAUGAUAAGGACCUCAGCCAAUGGAAAGAAAGAGGUAUAGGAGACAUCAAAAUUUUACAAAACUAUGAUACAAAACGCACUAGGCUUGUGAUGAGACGUGACCAGGUUCUUAAAUUAUGUGCAAACCACUGGAUAACCUCAGAUAUGAAACUUGAACUGAUGAAAGGAACAGAAAAGGCAUGGAUAUGGAGUGCUUAUGACUUUGCUGAAGGAGAAGGAAAAGUUGAGCAGUUGGCUGUGCGCUUUAAAUUGCUGGAGACUGCAAAUUCUUUCAAAGAAUAUUUUGAGAAAGCCAAGGAUGCCCAGGAAAAGGAAACCCUUCUUAUGACUGCUUCCCCUAGAGAAGUCUUGACCUCCCCAAAAUCCCUGUGUGGUAAAGCUGCUAUUGAGGUGCUUGAGGAGACAACUAAAGAAAAGACUGAACAGCCUUCUGAAAGCAGUCAUGCACCUACAGUGACUCUCAGUCCUCACAGCACCUCUAAAACAGUGGUCUCUCCCCCUAAGUUUGUCUUUGGGACAGACUCUGUGCAGAAAAUAUUUGGAAGCCCAGUAUCCUCUAAACAGAUGGUUUCUAGUCCGGCAACAAGUCCUGAAGAUCAAGCGUCAGGCAGUGCUUCAAGCUCCAAAACAGCUGAAAGCAAGACGAUAACUCCAUUCAAAGUACCAGAAAGAGGAUUGGAUUUUAGGCUUUUUAAAGAUAACCCUAUGGCUUUUUGGACGUGCACCUCAGCUACCCAGUUUGAACCUCAAGUUUCUUCUGAAAAAACCCAUGACGACGUAAGGAAUGCUGGCGACAGUUGUGACUCUGAUAUUGAAAUUGUGUUUGAACAGCAACCAACUAAGGAGCAGGCAGAACUUGCCCGAAAGCUAAUGCUGCCGCCAACGUUUUUUAUGUACAAAAAUAAGCCAGGAUAUGUGAGUGAUGAUAGUGAUGAUGAGGAUUAUGAGACUGCUGUAAGAAAUCUGAAAGGAAAACUGUAUCCUGAUUCUGCCACACCUUGCCCUGCUCAAGUGAGUAGAGAUGCAGAGGAACCUGAGUGUAUGCUUGUCUGGGAGAAGAAACCGACACUGGAGCAGGAGAGAAAGGCCAAGAGCCUUCAGCUGCCCCGUACCUUCUUCUGUGGUACUAGUAGUGAUACAGACACUGAGCCUGACAGGCCAGAGGACUUUGGAACAGAGCUACAAAAGGUCCAGCAAGCUCAGAGUGAAAUAAACAGGCAAGAGAAAACCAGUGAGAGCUGCACCGACCAGCCUGCUACAGCUGAUAAUGGCUGUCCUAUUGACCUCUCUACAAAGACCCACGAAGCUGAAACAGCAACAGACUCAAAUACCAUUCAAGAUGCCCCUUCUGCUUUCACAUUUGAUUCUCUAAGUACAUUUACAUUUGCAGACUUGGCAAAGAAAUCUGGGGAAUUUGCCUUUGGAAAAAAAGACUCAAACUUCUCCUGGGCGAACGCUGGGGCAGCAGUCUUUAGCACCACUGCAACAGCUUCCCGAAAUGAGGAUGAAGAUGAGGAGGGCAGUGAUGAAGAUGUUUCUAACAAUGAUAUUCACUUUGAGCCCAUUGUUUCCUUACCUGAGGUCGAGGUGAAGUCUGGUGAAGAAGAUGAGGAGAUUCUUUUCAAGCAGAGGGCAAAGCUGUUCAGAUGGGAUCGUGAUUUGAGCCAGUGGAAGGAGCGUGGAGUUGGUGAUCUGAAGAUCCUCUUCCACCCAGUGAAAAAGUACUACCGUGUCCUGAUGAGGCGUGACCAAGUUUUAAAGGUCUGCGCUAACCACACCAUCACCAAGGACAUUGAACUGAAACCCAUGAACACCUCUGCUAACGCACUGGUUUGGACGGCUAACGACUAUGCAGAAGGUGACGCCAAGGUGGAGCAGCUUGCUGCCAAAUUCAAGACCCCCGAACUCGCUGAAUCCUUCAGGAAAACUUUUACAGAUUGUCAGAGGUGCAUGUCUCAAGUGGACUCAGCCCAGUCUUCUAAAGUCAUGGAACUUUCUAGACCAAGCAACCCAGUGGUAUUUUUCAGUAUAGCUGCUGACGACGAGCCAAUCGGCAAGGUCACAAUAGAGCUUUUUGCCAACGUCGUCCCUAAAACUGCAGAAAAUUUCAGAGCUUUGUGCACUGGAGAGAAAGGAUUUGGCUACCGAAAUUCCAUUUUUCACAGGAUCAUCCCUGAUUUCAUGUGUCAGGGUGGUGAUAUAAUCAAACAGGAUGGCUCGGGUGGAAAGUGUAUCUACGGGGACAAGUUUGAGGAUGAGAAUUUUGAAGUGCGCCACACAGGCCCAGGUAUACUGUCCAUGGCCAAUCGUGGCAGAGACACAAACAACUCUCAGUUUUUCAUCACAUUGAAGAAAACGGAGCAUUUGGACUUCAAACAUGUUGCUUUCGGCAUGGUCAAAGACGGCAUGGAUGUGGUGAAGCAAAUGGGAGAGCUGGGCUCUAAGAAUGGUGAACCAAGCAAAAAGAUAACAGUUGUAGACUGUGGCCAGCUAUAGUUCCUUUCUUCAUACAUUAAGUACACUUGUGAAAGUGUUUCAUGUUGUUUGCUUUUUUGUCACAAGUUUCACAUGAGAAAUGUGACAGAGGGACAACCAAAGGUCUAAACCUAGUUUUGUGGAGUGACUUUUUCUUUUUUUCCCCCAGUGAAAUAUUAUGGCACUGAUGACAGAAUAGACCUGCCUAAAGAUAAAGAGAAUGGUGGUCAGUCACCGACUUACAGAGAAUAACCAUUAUACUGUUGUGUUUCCUGAGGUGACAUCAUGACAAAUAGACAUGUUUGUUUAAACAGGUUGUUAUGGAGAUGAAGCUGAAGAAUUAGACUAAUACAAGCCUAACUUCCUGCUAUUUCUUUUUUUUUUUCAAGCAAACUGCAGGGGGUUCAUUGGGCUGUAUGACAAAUAUGUAGUGUUGCAUGUUUGAUUCAGUUACACAGGUGGAUUAAACGGCAACAAAUUUGGAUAAUCUUAAACAGAAAACUGUGUGUUUUUACUCUGUAUAGAUUUCUGGAAAUUGGGCUUUUUACAGCAUUGUGAAUUCUACAUUUUCUGCUUUUUUUUGCUAAUAUUAAAGGUUGAACAGUG